UGCACACGCAGCUUUGCCUGCUUUCGCUUUUGCCUGGCUGGGGCUGGCUUUGUGCUGCCUCCCUCUAUUCCCGGAGCUCGGCUACGGGAGUCCGCCUACCCCGGCGAGGAGGGCGGGUCACAGGCAGCAGGCCGCCCGGCUCGGGUGUCGCUCGUGGUUAGGGCGGGUCACAGGCCGCGGUAAUGUCGGACUAUGAGAUUUCAGUGCAGGCUCUCAAUGAGCUGCUGGCCAACGAUGGCGGCUUCUACUGCCUCCCCUCCCAGCACUUCAACGAGGUCUUCCCCCGGAUCUACGUGGGCAACGCGUUCAUUGCACAGAACAUCAUGAGGUUGCAGCGCCUUGGAAUCACUCACAUACUCAAUGCUGCAGAAGGGAAUUCAUUCAUGCACGUGAACACAAACACUGCCUUUUACAAUGGCACAGGCAUUACCUAUCAUGGUAUUAAAGCCAACGACAGACCAAAUUUUGACCUCAGCUCCUACUUUGAGGAAGCCUCUGACUUUAUCGAUAAAGCAUUAUCACAAAAAGAUGGUCGUGUGUUUGUCCACUGCCGCGAGGGUUACAGCCGCUCACCCACGUUGGUCAUAGCAUACCUCAUGCUUCGUCACAAGAUGGAUGUCAAAACUGCUGUUUCUACAGUGAGGCAAAAGAGAGAGAUUGGUCCCAAUGAUGGUUUUCUGAAGCAGCUUUGCCAGCUCAAUGAAAAGCUUUUGUCAGAGGGAAAACUCAAGUGUUGAUUACCCCAGAUCUGUAUCAUGUGUAUUAUAAGUACAUGUGUUCCUACAGGAGGCAUUGUUGACCUGCCAUGUACGCACAGUGAAGGUAUCCAUUAUAUGAGCUGAAGCAGUAUUUAUGAAAAUGCAGCCUGUUAUCUUUUUCACCACUGAGGUGUUUUCUCACUCCUAUGACUGGUCACAUUAACAUUAGUUAUAUUUCUGUCACAGCUUUUUAACCCGUUAGUAGUGUGUUUAUAUUAUUCUAACUAUGUCUGGUUUAUCGCGGGAGGGCACCCAGGUAAUUACUGGAGUAUGUGGAGUGCUGGUCUACUUCGAAUAUAUAUAGAUAUAGAUAUAUAUAGAUAGAUAUAUAGAUCUCUAAAUGUAAGUCGAUCUGAAAUGGAGCUUUAGAGUCUCUCUCCUUUCCAGUACUCUGUGGUGUAGUGGGGGGCAGGCUAGACUCCUUGUUUCAUCAUUGCACACGUCAGUGUCACUCACGCCCUAUACAAAAUACCACUCUGCUGCUGAUUGAGCUAUAUUCCACUGGACUCCUGACCUUCGUGCACUGCUGAGGAUGAGUGAGUAUUAGUACUCACACUGAGCUGUGGAGUAGGAACUAGUGUUCAGUGGAGCAUGAAGCAAUUUGUGCCUAAUUUGUCAGUGAUGUCAUUAGGUGCUACAUAAUAGGCUGCAUAUUCAUGAAUAUUGAGUUAAGACGGCAAAAUAGAUGCCUUCACUAGAUGAUUGAUGUACGUUAAAGAAGAGCAGCAAACAGUAAUAUGUAGGAAGGUCUCUCUUAAUGGGUUAGUGUUGUCCUGUCAUAGUUAAGUUGCCAAAUGUAUUUGGCUGUACAUUUGUCAGAGCCAAAAUGAACAAUUAUCUGAGUUUGUUUAUUUUGUAAAUUGUAUUACUUGUUAGAACAGAAAAUAUGUAUCCCUCUUCCCUUUCUUAUACAGACCAUCCCCGGUACAUUAGUUUCUUUUAGCAGCAUGAGCUAUUGCCUUUAACAGCGUUUUUUGCUCAAUGUUACUUACUUAUGAACAUAGACUAUUUUUUUUUUUUUUUGCCUUUUGUAUUUUGAUGUUUUGGGGUCUAUGUAUCAACACAGCUAAUAAUGUAUUGAUACAAAGAAAAAAGACUAAGGCGCUUGGGUUAAUAAUAAUUGAAAAAUCAAACUUUACAAUAAAUAUGGCGCAUUCCUUGGACUAUACCUGUUUGAUUGGCAGGUGUCACAUCACCAUCCAAAGUGUAGUGAGUUGGAAUAAGCAAGAACUGAAAUAAAGGUGAAGGUAACUGCAUGCACCAAUAAAUAAAUAAAGCAUUCUUAUCUAAAAUGCACAUACUUUAAAUAAAGUAUGUUCAGUAGCCUGAAGCUGUGAUCGGAUGUGUCCCUGAGAAUGUUCAGAGGUUGAAACUUGUAGGAACAUAUAUUCUGAGUCUCUAUGUCAUAUCAUUCCACCACAUCCCCCAUCCCCUUUGAGGAACACCAGGGUAAGAACAGUGUGAGAACAUGUACACUAAGGGGCUCAUUCAGAGAUGGGAGCAAAGCAACAAAACCUUUUAAAACACAUCUUUGCUAAGAGUGCUGCUUGGUGUGGCGUAGCAUGUGAAUGCUUCUGUGAAUGUCACGAAGAAAAACUCCUGUGAAACUAGCUAAUGGGAGUCUGGGCACAGGCUUGUAGAGGAAGGAGAAGUGAAGUGGAGUCCUGUGCCAAUCCCUGGGGUAAGGCAGUCAGCACAUAUAUUACAUUCAACAAUACAUGGAUGUUUAUAUGUGUUAUCCAACCCCCAACCCCCCCUUCCCCCAUGCAAUGUGUGAUCGCGCAGCAGCCGCCAAUGAUGGUAUGUCUGGAUGUAGUUAUCUGAUACUACACUAUCUUUUACUGCAUUCUAUGUUCCUUUACUGAAGGAUAUUAUAUGUUAGAAUCCAUCUACCAAAGAGAAGCACACCGUUGUUUUUCCUUAAUGUAUUGUUAUUAUUAGGGUGCCUUCACUUUUCUUUCAGUUAUUACUUAUUCCAAAUUAAUAUGCAUUGGAUGGUUCCCCUUUUUAGUAUCACUUUCAUUUUCUACAGUUAAAUAAUAUGUUUAAAGCACGGUUUCUCACGCACAGCUUUGAGGGGCUGUGGAUCAUUGGUUCUACCCUAAGUAGGUCGACCACUAUUGGUCGACAUGCACUAGGUCGAGACAGGAAAAAUCCCAACAUGAGUUUUUAAACUUUUUUUGGGGUCGCUUAUUCAGCGGAACCCCAAUGCAUGUCGACCAAUAGUGGUCAACCUAUUGACUGUCGACCUAACGACCGGAUACCAAUUUGAGGUACCUGAGAAACCAUUUUGUUUGUUCUUACAUUGUUAUUGCACAUGGAGAUAUUAAAAGCAUUAGUAGUUAAUGUUAGUUUUGAUCUCGUUACAUUAAACUUAUUUUGUUUUUAAGUUUAUCAGUAGGCUGUAGUCUAUGUUGUUUGAAUUUUUCUUUCACACUGGAAAACCAGUAUGUAUUAUAUUGUAAAAUGAAUGAGUGACAGCACUUUAAAUGACAUAUGUUUUUAAGUUUAUUUUUCCUAAGUCAAGUGAAAGAGUUGGUGUUCUUAAGUAGGAAAGACAUUUGUAAAUAUUUGGUUAAUCGCAAUUCUAAGUAUUAACCUCUGAAAAAUGCAGAUUUACCCAUCUUUUUUCCCAUACAAAGUGGGUGUGAAACUUAUGCCGGGCAUACAUGCACAGAUAAAAUGAUGUUAAUGAACAGAUAAAAUACCUGUCAGACCGAUAGGCAUUUUAUCUGACAGCCUCGGAUGCUGCAGAUAUCAGGGGCAUACAUUUUGAGAUCUUUCACAGUGUAUAUAGUCAUGAUAUCGGCGCUCUGACCCCAAGGAGGAGACAUUUUCCCGUUCCUUCCCAUGUGACAGAGGAAAUGUCCGCUGGCUGGCCAUGGUAGGACAUACACUGCCUGAUACGGCCAACUCUCCACUUACAAAUAUCGAUUCGGCAGACGUGCUGGAUAUUACCCGAUUGGUCUCCCGCAUACACGCUGCAAUUAUCUGGCCAAUCAGUCAGUAUCGGGCAGAUCAGACAGAUUAUCAUAGUGUGUAUGCCCUGCAUUACCCACGCCAUAAAGAACAAGGAUUUCAUACAUAAAGGCUUAUUUAAUAAAAUGGGGCAAUUAGAGAACAUGUGUUCUUACUCAUAGUGACCAAUCAGAAAUUACUUUUAUUAGAGUGAUUACACUUGACUGCUAUAAGCUUACAUCUGAUUGGUUACAAUGGGUUACUACACGUCACGUCAUUGUUCAAUAGUGCACGCCAGUUGGCCCCUAAUAAACAAUGAGCAACUGACAUGCACUUUAGCACAAUUUGAUACCUCACAACCUUCGCACAAUUCAACUGAAUUUUCAACCAGUCACCCUGUAAAAGAUAGGCUGGUCAAACAUAGUCUGGACAAAUGUGAUAUAUUUCCCUCCAUAUUGUUUUGAUACAUAGACUCAAUAAUUUUUAAACAGAUUCAUUGUUUUUAUAGUAAGAUUUUUGUCUCUCUUGAGCCCUGUAAAGUUUAAAUGUCUUUGUUUAGUUUUUUUAAAUUGUGUUUCUUAUCAGUUACAAUACGGGUGCCUACAAAAUAAAAGCAUAUAUAGGUAAAGGUGAACAUAACAGUUUAUAUGCAAAUUGAAAUUACUCACAUUUGCCUGUGUAUGUAAACUAAAUGUUUUGUGUGAUUAAAUAACUAUUGCAAAAGUC
Pseudophryne corroboree (corroboree frog) is the source of this 4442-nucleotide messenger RNA. RefSeq names its product dual specificity phosphatase 3 (gene DUSP3). Gene Ontology annotation, molecular function: MAP kinase phosphatase activity; protein tyrosine/serine/threonine phosphatase activity. The coding region runs from base 183 to 737 and encodes 184 amino acids. Gene Ontology annotation, biological process: protein dephosphorylation; negative regulation of MAPK cascade. The record is from RefSeq and is a predicted model, not a curated record. The transcript has 3 exons. Gene Ontology annotation, cellular component: cytoplasm. NCBI's taxonomy places the organism in Eukaryota, Metazoa, Chordata, Amphibia, Anura, Myobatrachidae.